This is a messenger RNA of Astyanax mexicanus (Mexican tetra), 935 nucleotides long. RefSeq names its product BCL2 interacting killer (gene bik). NCBI's taxonomy places the organism in Eukaryota, Metazoa, Chordata, Actinopteri, Characiformes, Acestrorhamphidae. The transcript has 6 exons. Gene Ontology annotation, biological process: regulation of apoptotic process. The record is from RefSeq and is a predicted model, not a curated record. The coding region runs from base 143 to 619 and encodes 158 amino acids.
GAAUCUUACAAAAAGACAGCGGACUCUUCCUGCAUGAAAAUAAGGGCGUGGUUUAAUCCCCCUCAGGCACACACCUGUAACCGAAAACGAUUAAAGGACGCUGCUGGCGGCGUCCGUUUUAAUCUACAGCUCAGAUUACAAAAUGGUACAACAAGCACACGAAGCAAGCGAUGACAUUUCCCCCCAGGCUGGACCUAGCGAGGUGGAAAAUCACAUGCUGUCUGACAUCGGCAUGAGUGUGAGAUCUGCUCAGCAGAUCGGCCGUCAGCUGGCUCAGAUUGGCGAUGAAAUGAACAGCAGGUGGAGUGAAAAGCUUCGUAACCAGUGGCCACAACAUCAGCACUGGCAGGGAUAUGGGAAUGUGUUGAACUUUGCAGCUAUGAAUGGCAGGAUCGUUGGACGUCUCCAGUGGUCCAGGAUCAUGCCAAUGGUCAGGGCAUCCUGGGUGGUUCCUCAGCUGCACAGUCAGGCCUGCCAGACAGCUAUAAAGUGGAUGAGCUGGGUCUGCAACUUGCACUUUCCUGACUGGUCUGGGAGGACCAAGGGUUUCCUGGCUUCAGCUCUCUUGCUGGUUGCUGCAGCUGCCUUCACUGCAACCUGGAAAAUGUCUGAGAGUUAGACAGUCCCCCCAGACAAGAGCCAAGAGCAGGUCUUGGGCUCAGUAAAAAAUCAUGAGUGUUUUUUUUUUUUUUUUAAUAUAAUUUUUAUAUGAUUCUUUUCUAGCUGACUGUAAUAGAAGUGCUGGUUCACACUGAAGUUUUUGUAAGUUGUUUGAUACUGUUGCUGGUUUACAGAAGGGUCUGUUGCUGGUUAAUUGGGCCAUAUUUUCUUACCUCUUCCUAUACAGGCAUUUCUGCCCUACUUAAGGAAGCUGGACUUUCAAUUUCAAAUUUUCCAAAUAAUAUUUGAAAUAAACAAUAAAUAUAUACUUCAAA